CUGGUGUAAAUAUUUAGAGCAAUUGCAACAACGACACAGCUAUCCUUUUCAUACCCUCAACCAAACCACAGCAAUUAAUCCCCCCACCACCAAAAUGGCGACCACAACAACCUCCACCAACUCAGCUUCAUACGGAGACUGCGUCGCCGCCCUCCGCACCUCUCUCUCCUUCCUCGAGUCCUCAGUAUCUACGCUCGGCACCGGGAUCUCAGACUUCCCACGCCUCGUCAACGUCCUCAAGAGCGUUCGCCACUACGAACUAAUCCCCCAACCAACCCUCGUAGCCGCCGAAUCCUCGCUACGCGACGAAAUCGGGCCCGCAAUAACCACCCUCCUCGACCGCGCCGACACCCACGUCGAGCGCGUAGAGCGACGCAUCGAAUCGCUCAAAGCGAAAUCGGAACUGCAACAAGGUCGACUUCUACGCUCUUCAUCGCCCACGCCUCCUCGCUCUACCAACCGCAACGCGGGCAAAGCAACAAGCACAAGCAGUAGUUACGGCGGUGGACGUAGAGCGAGUUUACCUGGGGACAGACUGACGGUUGAGACGAAGCUGCGGGCGCGGCAGCGCGAGGCGUUGCAGUAUAGUGUUGAGCGCAUUGAGUUGGAGGUUUUGCAGAAGGAGAGGGAGUUGCGGAAGAGGCUGGAUGCGGCGGCUUGAAGGCAUACUGCUGCGUCUUUAUGUGAGAUGAUAUGAUACGACGUGCUAUAUGAUAACGGUUUUGGUUUUGGUUUUGGUGAGAUGGGAUGCUGGACUCGGUUUACGGGCAGAAGGAGCUUUUAGUCGGUUCCGGAGAAGAGUUUGUUUGGACUCUCUAAUAUUGUAUUACGCAUAUAUAUUACGGCGGAACGAAAGAAGCACCAGCAAUGCUUUGAGAAAGCUAACGGCGACUUCGAUUUCCGCCAAAACUGGGAGCUGGGCUGUUAGGUCUGGCUAUUCGAUUUACCGUCGCCAACACAAGGAAGAUAACACCCGAGACUGAAAUUCCAGGGUUUAACCAGAGGAUCAGAACGGCGAUCAGAUGCUCUUCGACUAACACGACAGGGGUUACCAUUCUAUAACAAUCUGAAUAAGCACCAAUGUUGGUCUGCUUACAGAACGGCAGAGGCAAAAUGCAAUAAUCGGAAACACCCGAAGAUCGACAUGGAGCCGCAGUCCUAGAUCUGACAUCUUAACGACAUGGGACCCAGCAGUUCGGAGAUUUUAGGAGCUUCAGAUAGCUAGGCCUAGAUCAAACUCAUACA
This is a messenger RNA of Annulohypoxylon maeteangense, 1245 nucleotides long. Its product is annotated as DASH complex subunit Spc19. Gene Ontology annotation, cellular component: DASH complex; spindle microtubule. Lineage: Eukaryota; Fungi; Ascomycota; Sordariomycetes; Xylariales; Hypoxylaceae. The transcript is spliced from 2 exons. Gene Ontology annotation, biological process: attachment of spindle microtubules to kinetochore. The coding region runs from base 95 to 661 and encodes 188 amino acids. The record is from RefSeq and is a predicted model, not a curated record.